AUCUCAUUGAUCGAUCGAAGUCGUUCAACAGGUCCUUUCCAUUCCAUGCCUUAACCCUACCAGCACUGGCGAUCUUGAAGCAAUCAAAGCUUGAAAGACACACCCGAACACCAUCAAUCAUGGCAGAAAUGGCUAUGUAUCAUUCUCUAGGUCAGGAUGCUGACGACCUGAGUGCCAAUCCUCCUUCGGCGGGAUCUCAACAACAGUACCCUCCAGUAGCUCCUCCACCUACUGGGUAUCCGCAACCUGGCCCAACCCCCUAUCAACAGCAACAACCAGCAGCCUAUGGGCAGGCAUUAUCACCUUCAGGACCCUCUCCAUACCAAUCAUCGACUCCUUAUGGCCAAGCUGCUCCUCUCCCCUCACAAUCACCUUACCAGCAGCAACGUCCCUACGGACCGCCUACACAGCAACCAGGUCCAUAUGGACCUCCUGGAAGUGACGUCAGAGGGUUGGCACAGUCAAUGUCCAGCAUGGACCUUGCAGGCGGUGUUGGAAGCACCCCGGGAACGAUAUCCAAGGCUUCAAGAAAGAAAGCAAGAGCCUACCAUAAUCUUGAUCAAAGCUCUGAGCCAUCGAACGAGCCUAAUCUGCCAGCAUUUACCCCCAAUGUUGCGAACCAAAUGCCUUCUUCAUUCCUUGGACAACAGCAGACCAUGCCUCCGGGACAAGGAAAUUCUCAAUUUCCUUGUCCAGCAAAUCCUGCUUUUGUUCCUGCAGCUCCUGCGGAUCCUGCAGCCUUUGCCGCCCGGCCAGGUUCCUCGAAUAUCCGCCAGACUGGUGGGAGAGUGGAUCCAAAUGAAAUUCCGUCGAUCCCUGGGCACCGUGAUUAUUACACAGAACAGUACAGAACAACUUUGUAUCCGACACUUGCCCGACACCAGCCCCCACACGCAACCUCAGACUAUAUCGCCCAUGACCAAGGAAAUGCGUCUCCGCGGUUCUGUAGGCUUACUCUUAACUCCAUACCUGCGACAGCAGAUUUAUUGGCCUCUACGUCCUUACCACUGGCAUUACUAAUACAACCACUGGCCAAGCUGAAGGAUGAGGAAGAACCAAUACCUGUUUUGGACUUUGGAGAGAUGGGUCCGCCAAGAUGUCGUCGCUGCCGAACAUACAUAAACCCUUUCAUGACGUUCCUACAAGGCGGCGGCAGAUUCCGUUGUAAUAUGUGCCUCUUCCCUAAUAAUGAGGUUCCGUCGGAGUAUUAUGCCCCUGUGGAUAUAUCUGGUGCUCGGGUUGAUAGAAACCAACGGCCAGAACUCAUGAGAGGCACAGUCGAAUUUGUGGUUCCAAAGGAGUAUUGGGCGAAGAAAGAUGGGGAGGGCGCUGGCGGAGAGGAAGGGAAGGGUGGAUCUCCAAUGAGGUGGAUUUUCUUAGUGGAUGUUAGCGAGAAUGCUAUUAAUAGAGGGGUGUUGGAAAGCGUUGUUGGGGGUAUUAGAGAAGCGCUCUAUGGCAGUAGUGCGUAUGAAGAUGCACCAGAAGGCCACGAAUUCGAGGACGGCAAGGAAGGCAAGAGAAGGCGACUACCCAAGGGCUGCAAGAUCGGGGUCUGUACAUUUGAUAAGGAUGUGCAAUUCUAUAAUCUGAAUCCUAACUUAGAUCAAGCACAAAUGAUGGUAAUGCCUGACAUAGAGGACCCGUUUGUUCCUCUUAGCGAGGGUCUAUUUGUAGACCCAUAUGAGUCACGGGCUGUCAUUGAAUCAUUGUUGGAGUCGCUACCAACCCUUUUUGUGCAUAUUAAAAACGCUGAGCCGGCGCUCUUGCCUGCGCUGUCCACCGCACUCUCCGCCCUCCAGAGCACUGGAGGGAAGAUUAUAUGCUCACUCUCUACAUUGCCGACAUGGGGACCACAUCGUCUCUUCAUGCGUGAGGACCCAAAGCUAUAUAGUAGCGAGAAGGAAAAAGUUCUUUUUCAGACCGAACAUCAGACUUGGCGGAAAGUCGCCGGGAAACUGGUUGAAGCAGGUGUUGGCGUAGAUUUCUUUAUGACCCCAAGUGCCUAUAUAGAUGUUGCCACCGUUGGACACAUUGCAUCUACUACUGGAGGAGAAAUAUUCUUCUAUCCUAACUUUGUUGCGGAGAGGGAUGCUCACAAGCUCCGCUCCGAGCUCUCCCAUAGCUUUCACAGGGAGACAGGAUAUCAGUCACUCAUGAAAGUUCGAUGUUCCAAUGGUUUGCAAGUGUCUACAUAUCAUGGAAACUUUCUCCAACACAGCCAUGCCGGCGAUGUCGAAUUUGGUGCCAUCGAUGCCGACAAGUGUGUCUCGGUAAUGUUUUCUUAUGACGGAAAGCUCGAUUCCAAAAUCGAUGCGCAUUUCCAAAGUGCUCUGCUCUAUACGACAAGACAGGGUGAGAGGAGAGUUAGAUGCAGUAACAUUGUUGCCGGGGUGACUGAGAAUAUUCGUGAUGCCAUAAGGAUGGCAGAUCAAGAUGCUGUGUUAGGAGUGUUAGCUAGGGAAGCGGCGAGUCGAAUGAUUGAAAAGCCGCUGAAAGAAAUUAGAGGAGCUCUCAUUGAGAAAUGUAUUGACAUUCUGGUAGCAUACAGAAAAACCGCAGGUGGAAGUCCGCCAGGCCAGCUCGUGUUGCCAGAGACUUUGAAGGAAUUUGCGAUGUAUGUCCUGGCUCUAUUAAAGACCAGGGCUUUCAGAGGAGGAAGUGUUGCGAGUGAUAUGAGAGUCCACUCGAUGAGGCUAUUGAAGAGCAUGGGGCCAGCAGAAUUACAGCUUUAUCUCUACCCCCGAAUCCUCCCGAUUCACAGCAUGACCGAGGAGGAUGGGUUUCCGGAUUCUGCUGGACACCUUAAGAUCCCCGCGGCUCUUCGUGCAUCAUUCGGAUUCGUUGAGGAGGGAGGAGCGUAUCUUGUCGACAAUGGCCAAUUGCUUCUUCUUUGGCUUCACACACAUGCCUCCCUCAAUCUCCUUCAGGAUCUAUUUGGCCCUGAAGUCAACUCCCUUUCAGACCUCGAUCCCAACAUGUGCGAGUUACCAGUUCUGGAGACUCACCUCAACGCUCAGGUCAGAAAUCUGAUCCAUUAUUUGAAGACCCAGAGGGGCAGUAAGGCUGUUUCUAUACAGCUUGCACGGCAGGGGUUCGAUGGUGCAGAAUACGAGUUUGCCUCUUCCUUGGUUGAAGACAGGAACAAUGAAGAGAGAAGCUAUGUGGACUGGUUGGUCCAUGUACAUAAAUUUAUUCGACUUGAGGUCACGGGAGAGAGGAAGCGAGAUGAGGGUGACGCUGGUAUGGCUGGCAUGACCGGCAUGAGGCCGCCAUACUGGUAG
This is a messenger RNA of Tuber melanosporum (Perigord truffle), 3281 nucleotides long. RefSeq lists its product as uncharacterized. The transcript has 7 exons. Gene Ontology annotation, cellular component: COPII vesicle coat; endoplasmic reticulum exit site. Gene Ontology annotation, molecular function: SNARE binding; zinc ion binding. Bases 120 to 3281 code for a protein of 1053 amino acids. Lineage: Eukaryota; Fungi; Ascomycota; Pezizomycetes; Pezizales; Tuberaceae. The record is from RefSeq and is a predicted model, not a curated record. Gene Ontology annotation, biological process: COPII-coated vesicle cargo loading; intracellular protein transport; endoplasmic reticulum to Golgi vesicle-mediated transport.